Molecule: messenger RNA, 453 nt
Organism: Clunio marinus
Lineage: Eukaryota; Metazoa; Arthropoda; Insecta; Diptera; Chironomidae
Source: the annotation of a GenBank genome assembly
AUGUUACAGAAGAAUGAAGAUGAACCAGAACAAGACUUAGAGAAAGAUAUCACAUUGGCAAUGACAGCAGCCGAGAGAAAAUUCUUCCUUAGCCAUCCAUCAUAUCGUUACAUGGCUGAUAAAACGGGAACACCAUAUUUGCAGAAAGUUCUUAAUCAGCAACUUACAAAUCACAUCCGUGAUACUUUACCAUCUUUGAGAGAUCGUUGGCAAAAGCAAUUAUUGACAGUAGAAAAAGAUGUCGACCAAUCUAAGCAUUUUCAACCCAACGAUCCAAGCAUUAAGACCAAAGCAAUAUUGCAAAUGAUUCAACAACUCCAGUCAGAUUUUGAGCGAACUAUUGAAGGUUCCGGUUCUGCUUCGGUAAACACUAACGAAAUAUCUGAUGUUGCCAAGAUUAACCGAAUUUUCCACGAAAGAUUGUGCGUUGAAAUUGUGAAAAUGUCAAGAUGA